This is a messenger RNA of Acanthopagrus latus (yellowfin seabream), 1900 nucleotides long. RefSeq lists its product as uncharacterized. Gene Ontology annotation, biological process: inner mitochondrial membrane organization; protein insertion into mitochondrial inner membrane from matrix. Gene Ontology annotation, molecular function: ribosome binding. The transcript has 5 exons. The record is from RefSeq and is a predicted model, not a curated record. Gene Ontology annotation, cellular component: mitochondrial inner membrane. The coding region runs from base 120 to 1067 and encodes 315 amino acids. NCBI's taxonomy places the organism in Eukaryota, Metazoa, Chordata, Actinopteri, Spariformes, Sparidae.
GAAACACUGCUGCCUUCUUCAGAAGUAGAGCCGGUUUGGCUCCACAUGAUUAUUCCGACAUUUCCAACUGUACCUGAAGGCAGCAGCCGUGUGUGUACGUCGUGAGCGCGAUAAGGAUUAUGGGUACAGCAUGGGGUGAGUUGCAUAAGGUUACCAAAGGCAACAGUGUCAAUGGUGUCUGGUCCAGCCUGGGUCCGUGGAUCUCACGCCGCCGGUACCGCGGCGUCCUGCCCGCUGUGAUGCAGCGCAUCGGCAGCCUCGCUGCAUGCCGGGAGCUCGGCGGCCUCGCGGCGUGCACAUCCGGACUCUGCCCCUGGAAGAAGGGCCCGACCUGCGGCAAGGAGCCGGCAGCUCACCGGCGGUGGGCGGGUGUGUGUGUGCGUCCUGCGCGUCCUUUCACCGCGGAGCAUGCAGCUCAGGGUCGGAGGUUGUGCCGGCGGAGGGUCGUGUUCGCCGGUCAGAACCACAGACUGUUCGGCUCACAGCCGCCGGGGAGCUCCGAGGGUCAGCCCGCUAUCUCCGUGGUCGGCAUCCCGGACCCGAUCACAUGGUUCCGGUGUAAAUUCACCAUGUAUCUGGUCGAACUCUUCUUUGAGUUGGACCUGAACUCUGCGGAGUUUCACAGUGGAGUGAAGCAGGCUCUGAUCCACAUCUCCGACCUGCUGUCCAGCGGCAGAUACCACAGGCUGGUGGGAAUAGUGUCCAGAGAGAUGAUCGACUAUGUUGAGACGAGGUGCAGGUCUCUCACCGACGCUCAGAGGAGGCAGCUCGCCGUCACGAUGGAGGAUAUUGUAUUUAUGUUGCCGGAGGACGUGUCUGUGGUCUUUGAUCAGUACGGUAGGAAGUUCUGCCACGUCGUCUUGAGGUUUUGGAUCCUGUCAACACUUGAAGGCCCCGAUGACCCCGAGGGCAUAAAGAUCUUUAAAGUGGCCCCAAGUGAAGAUGGACAGCCACAGAAGAAAGUAGUGACGGCAGUCUAUGAGUUCCACAAAGAGCUGACGAGAGGAGCCUCUCCUGACUGGACGGUGGAAACCAUUUGGCACUGGCACUGGAAAGCGGCUGAGUGAUUUUUACUUGAUACAGCAAGACAAUUUGUCAGUCAUCAGGACAAACUGGGACGUUGUGGUUGGCUUAAUUUACUUAUCUCUGAAAGACAACUUGAAACUGGACCACAGACAGAUUGAGCAGCAGAUUGUUGAAUAGACUGACUGUCUAUUGGCGUCGCAUGAAACGGGACCCGGAGCCACAACACCGAAGCUUAACAGAAGACUCAAGACAUCAGAACUUUUCUGAACCCGCCUUCCAACUUGAUGUUCUCCUCAGCUGCCUUUUAAAGACCUUCUCCAGGGAUGAUAAUUACACAGCAUACUGUCCACCUCCUCCUCCUCCUCCUGUCCUGCUGAACACCGCCGGCAGUUUUUAGCUUUGACACAGAAUAUAAACAGAGUUAUGAGGUUGCUGGAGGAAGACGUUUAAACCUGCUUAAAAUAUCUGUUGAGCGUGUUGGCAAAAAAACAAUAAAACUUCACUCCAGGUAGCUCCAUGUAUUAGCUUUUUUUCCCCAGAGCUUUCUACUAUGUCUCAUAAUCUUCCUCUGCUGAUGGAGUUUUCUCAGUUGUCUUGGCAGGACUUACAGAUGAGGAGGAACUUUGCUUGUAUAUGGUCACUGUUCUGUACUUGACGUCGGUCAGGCGAUGACAACUGACAAGACUGUCCACUGAUGAAGACCAUGAGAUUUGGCUUAAAGUUCCAGAAAAAAGCGGAAAGUGGACCUUUUUUUUUUCUUGUCAAACAUCUUAUUCCAAGGUCAAGAAUGAACAGUGACUCUGAACUGUUUGUUUGUUUGUUUUAAAUCUUUCAAAUUUGUUGCAUCAAUAAAUUGCUUGAUUUUAGCACCACA